CGUAUGAACAAAACCGCCUCCUUCUUCAUUGGCAGGAGGGAAGUCUCCCCUGAGAGGGCACGGGUGCCACGAUUUUGGGACCACGUACCAGACUUACUACACGGGGCAAUGGGCGCCCCCUGCCGAAAAGCACUUUGACGAGAAUCUGGUGUCGGUCGUCUUCGGAGACCCCCGGUGCCACCAGAUGCUGACCGAACAAAAACGGGCGUACACCCCCAAGGAAUUUGGCAGCCAGCGCUAUGACCCGGAGAGCGCAGCCGCCCAGGUCCGCCUGACGAGUAUCCGGCCCGGAGACGGGAGGCAAGACUUUACCACCGUCAUGUCUGAAGCGUAUCCCUGGAGGAACCCAGGACCGUUGCGCAUCAUCACGGCGAGGAAGAAUGAGUCUUCCAUUCUCCGAGGGGAUCGGGACCCCGAGAGGAACAGGCAAAACGCCACCACCACCAUCCACCGUCAGUACUACAGAGAGCCGAACCGGGAGGAGCCGGCGUCCCGGGCGGACCCCAAACCACGGAAAGACUUGACUUUGGGCGACAACCGCUAUGCCUACUUCUGCACCACGCAACACGAGGACUAUUGCCCGCCCCCCGAGACCCACAAAUUGGACGUGAACAAAUGGAAGAUCAUGAAGAGCAACAUCCCUUUCAACUAUCCCGCGCCCGAGGGCCUCACCACCAGCACCCAGGACAUGCUGGUUCCUUACCGCCAGCCGAGGUGCCAGGUCCCCGAGGAGGAGCUGCAGAAGAUUAAGUAUUCCCACCUGGUCCACCCCUGGAAGGACCGGCGCUGGUUCAGCACGGAGCAGAAAAACGCCUACACCAACAAAUAUGGAGGCCCCGUCACCCUGGUGGUGGGGGACAACCAGAGAAGCAGCCUCCCCCUGGGCACCUUGCCGAACUAUUCUCUCCGGAAGAAAAUCGCCCCUGCAAACAUCUGCCUGACCGAAUAAACCCCAUAUCUCUA
This is a messenger RNA of Podarcis raffonei (Aeolian wall lizard), 963 nucleotides long. RefSeq names its product testis expressed 45 (gene SAXO5). The record is from RefSeq and is a predicted model, not a curated record. Lineage: Eukaryota; Metazoa; Chordata; Lepidosauria; Squamata; Lacertidae. Bases 185 to 949 code for a protein of 254 amino acids. The transcript is spliced from 7 exons.